This is a messenger RNA of Zea mays, 1538 nucleotides long. RefSeq lists its product as uncharacterized. Gene Ontology annotation, molecular function: heme binding. The transcript is spliced from 8 exons. NCBI's taxonomy places the organism in Eukaryota, Viridiplantae, Streptophyta, Magnoliopsida, Poales, Poaceae. The record is from RefSeq and is marked provisional. The coding region runs from base 205 to 1311 and encodes 368 amino acids.
CACGGGUUUGAAGCGAAAAUUCGCCCAAACCAGGCCGGCGACGGACGCCUCCUCGUUCUCCACGCCGCCGCCGCCGCCGCCGCCGCGUUGGCUAGGUUGACCUGACCGAUCUUGACUUCUCUAGGCUCUUGCAUCCCCGACGACGGAAAUAGCCUCCGAGUUUCCAACAGGGUGGCUCCGGUCGACCACGAAGCCUCGAUCUGCAUGACGAGGCUACUCGUCAUCCUGUUCGCCGGGGCGACCCUAGUAGUCGCCACCACCGCGCACGAGCACCAUGGUGAGGCGCCCACCUGCGCCGGAGGCAGCGAGCACGUGCUUGCGGAGUUCCGCCCCGGUGAGGUGACCGUGGACGGGCACAACGAGGACUGGGAGAGCGUGGAGGCCUCGGAGUUCGCGCUGCUGCCGGCUCUAGAUCCAGACGAUGAUAAGGCCUACUCCGGCGGCAAGAUCGCCGUAAAGGCUGUGCAUGAUGGCGUCAACGUCUUCUUCUUGCUUCAGGUUGAUGGGGCUUACGCUUACACUAAAGGGGAAAGUAACAAAUGCCCUUCUGUUGCUCUGAUGUUCCAAGUUGGAGAGAAAGCCACAUUUUACAAUAUGGGAGGAUGCAAAGAUAUGCCAGGUUCAUGCACAAGUAAAAGUUGUAGAGGUCAUGAGGUUGACAUUAUGCACUUCUCAAUUGGAAAUGCUAUCCCUGGACGACUUUACGGUGGCAAUCACAUAGACAAUGCAGCUGGGAAUGGAAACGACAGAUUUGGUCACCUUGUUGAUGUCUAUGCAUGGAAUCCACAUUGCCGAUACCUCGAUGGAGUGGGCCCUAAAGAGAACAAUUCAAAUGCUCAAAAUGAUUGGCAUGGGGCUUGGUGGCACAGUUCAUUGACCUUCCAUUCAGGCUUUGUUGAUGACGAUAAUCCUUAUGGACAACAAGAUGAGAAGGGUACAUAUUAUUUUGAGUUUUCAAGACCCUUAAGAACAAUGGAUCAAUUUCAGCAGGAUGCACAAUUCACAAUAGGACGUCCCAGCAAUAUGUCCGUAGCCUUGUGGUACCCAGACGAUGGCAAAGCAUGGAGCAACUCCGAUCAUUACUCAGCCAGCUGCAACUGGUUGGUUUUGGAUAUACAACCUUCGUCCGAAGCUACGUAUUACCGUCCAGCUCCUAAUCGCUCUUGGGAUGCUGCAACUGGCUUUGCUUUACUUCUUUCAGUGGUAGCCAUUUGCAUGUCCAUCUUUGUGGGCUACCGAUUUUCUAGGAACAGGAGCACUGCCCAGUUUACACCACUUGAACAGAUCCAGUUUGCUGAAGAACGCCAUUGAUUGGAAUUGAGAUUAGGCGAAGCAUCAAGCAACAAUGUUUCAUCUGUUCCACCAUUGUACCUCCAAAGUUGACAGAUUGCUGCAUUGAAGUUUUGAACCGGGUUGUUGUGAUCCAGUAUAGGGAGAUAUUGAAAGCAUACACGAUACAUAAUUUAAUUACAGACUGCCGGUUUUUAUCGUAGGAAACAAUUUCUAUAUGCUAUACAUCAAACCGGUUAUUGGCGGCU